Dibothriocephalus latus is the source of this 1128-nucleotide messenger RNA. The record is from the annotation of a GenBank genome assembly. Lineage: Eukaryota; Metazoa; Platyhelminthes; Cestoda; Diphyllobothriidea; Diphyllobothriidae.
GAAUGCACUGGUAAACUUAUUCUGCAUAUCCUUUGUCCACAGGCUGUCUUCGACUGCGUUGUCAGUUCUCUACGGAAUGUCUUCAACAUCCUCAUAGUUUUCUGCCUUUUUCAAUUUAUUUUUGCGGUCAUUGCGGUCCAACUGCUUCAGGGUAAAUUUUUCUACUGUAACGACGCUUCCAAGCCGAGCAAAGAGGAAUGUCAGGGACAGUUCUUUGAAUAUAACGAGCAGGGUGUACCGACAACCGUUUGGCGGCAAUGGAAUUCUCACGGAUUCAACUAUGACAACGUCUACUACGCAAUGCUGACUCUGUUCACAGUGACUACUGGCGAAGGGUGGCCCAAUGUGCUCAAGAAUUCUAUGGAUGCUACUCACGUCAAUCAAGGACCAAUAGAAGAUUAUCGUCAGGAGAUGGCAAUAUUCUACGUGACCUUCUUCAUUGUUUUUCCCUUCUUCUUCGUCAACAUCUUCGUCGCCUUGAUCAUUAUCACCUUUCAAAAGCAGGGCGAAAACGAACUAUUUAACCUCGAACUUGACAAGAACCAGAAACGUUGCGUAGACUUCGCAAUUAACGCGCAUCCCCUGUGUCGAUACAUGCCCAAAGACAAGCGAUCGUGGAAGUAUCGAGUAUGGCGGUUAGUGGUGUCCACACCCUUUGAAUACUACAUCAUGGUUAUGAUUGCUCUCAACACACUCAUUCUUAUGAUGAAGUAUCAUCGACAAGAGAGACGCACCUCUAUGGCUACGACUAUUGACACCGCCCAGCAGAACUAUCACAAUUACUGCAACACGCUGAUAUUCUUGAACUCCGCUUUUACAGUCAUGUUCUCUGUCGAAUGUGUACUGAAGAUCAUGGCAUUUGGUCCCAAGAAUUAUUUUCGGGAUCGCUGGAAUAUUUUUGACUUCAUUACCGUCAUUGGAAGCAUCACGGAUGUCCUCGUCUCCGAACUGCAGACCACCGUAUCAACUCGACAGUGGUUUAGGUACGCUUGCCUUGUGGGCUCCACGAAUCUUCCCGUACAUAUGACGACGGCUACGGAAAACGAGGUCCUGCGUGAUCUUGACAAACUUAACCUUCUCUUUCGCCAGCAUGUACUGGUGCUUCCUAUCUAUUUCGCUUUCGUGUGA